AUGGCCGAUACAGAAUUCGAAGACGUCAUCGAAAGCAUCGGUGGCUUCGGCAGGUUCCAGAAGACAUUAUUAUGGCUUUACUUGGCACCGGUGUACCUGUUAGUUCCAGGAUACUUCUUUGGCCUCAUCUUUAUGUUGUCGGUGCCUGAACACUCUUGCGUUCUCCCGAGUGCUAUGAAGACCUUGAACCUAACAGAAAGCAAAGCUGCAUAUCUCCGGGACCUUGUAGUAAGCAGCGACAACUGCUACCUGUCCCUGUCCGCUUUCAACGCCAGCUUCAUUCAAGAUUACCUUCGAAAGGCUGAGGAUGAGAACCAAACAACGCCGGCAUUACGUGACAAGCGGAGGGUACCCUGUACGCAAUUUACGUACGACGACACAGACUACGCCAGCACCGCUGGAACGAAGUGGGACUUCGUGUGCGACCGGGAUCACUUGCCCAGCCUUGUGUUCACCAUGAGCAGCGUUGGUUGCACAGUCGGAGCUCUUCUAUUUGGCAUUCUGUCAGACAAGAUUGGCCGGAGGUACACCUUCUUUGCGCUCGUGCUCGUCGCUGCAGUGUUCGGAUUAUCUUCCAUCAUGCCGACACACUUCUUUGCAUUCAUCGUCCUGCGAGCCAUACACGCCAGCAUCGAGCCGCAAAUAUUUCAGCUGCCCCACAUCAUGCUUCUGGAGCUGGUGGGCCCCAGCGAGAGGACCCUGGUUCUGGGUGUUGUCUGCAUUGCCUGGACUCUUGGGCUCUGCCUCCUGCCGUUCGUGGCCUAUAUAGCGAGGUCUUGGUUCACUCUCGGCCUCAUAUACUCGGCCUGCGCUACAGCUAACUUGCUCUAUUAUAAAAUACUUCCAGAAUCUCCGCGCUGGCUCCUGUCCCAGAACCGAAUGAGCGAUGCAAUCGUCAUCCUGAAACGGAUUGCAAAAAGAAAUGGUGUCGAACCACCGGAGAAUCUGGCGUCUGACCUCGUGAAAGUGCAGAGGGAGCUGGCUCAAGAGACCGAGGCAGAAACGGCGUCGUCACGUGACUUGUUCACCAAGCCCGAGAUCCGCAAGAAUCUGCUCAUCAUUACUCUGUGCUGGGUAGCAAACAACGCCGCCUACUACGGUCUGCACAUCAACGUGACCAACAUGGCUGGAAACGAGUUCCUCAACUUCUUCCUUCUGGCGAUCAUUGAGCUUCCCAGCUACGUCGUCGCCUGGUGGACCAUGGAGCGGCUCGGACGUCGAUGGUCCAACGUCGGCUUUCAGCUGAUCGUGAGCGGCUCGUGCUUCGCUUCUUGCCUCGUUAAGCCGGGUACGUCAGUUAGUUGA
This is a messenger RNA of Ixodes scapularis (black-legged tick), 1305 nucleotides long. Its product is annotated as beta-alanine transporter-like. Gene Ontology annotation, cellular component: membrane. NCBI's taxonomy places the organism in Eukaryota, Metazoa, Arthropoda, Arachnida, Ixodida, Ixodidae. Gene Ontology annotation, molecular function: transmembrane transporter activity. The transcript is spliced from 7 exons. The coding region runs from base 1 to 1305 and encodes 434 amino acids. The record is from RefSeq and is a predicted model, not a curated record. Gene Ontology annotation, biological process: transmembrane transport.